AUGGAUUCUGAAAAGAGCCACCGUCUAUACGUGAAAGGCCGCCACCUGGGGUACCAACGCGGCAAACGCAAUACGAACCCCAAUGUCAGCCUCCUUGCGCUGGAGGGUGUCAGCAGCACCGAGGCAGCACGUUACUACUUGGGCAAGAAGGUCGCGUUCGUGUAUCGCGCAACCUCUUCAGUGCGCGGAUCCAAGUGCCGCGUAAUCUGGGGCAAGAUCCGGCGGACACAUGGAAAUUCCGGCGCCGUACGAGCUUCCUUCAAACACAAUCUUCCCCCGAAAUCCUUUGGCGCAUCGGUCCGUGUGAUGCUGUAUCCUAGCUCGACGUAA
Messenger RNA from Cucurbitaria berberidis CBS 394.84, 330 nucleotides. RefSeq names its product 60S ribosomal protein L33. The transcript is spliced from 4 exons. Gene Ontology annotation, molecular function: structural constituent of ribosome. The record is from RefSeq and is a predicted model, not a curated record. Bases 1 to 330 code for a protein of 109 amino acids. Lineage: Eukaryota; Fungi; Ascomycota; Dothideomycetes; Pleosporales; Cucurbitariaceae. Gene Ontology annotation, cellular component: cytosolic large ribosomal subunit; ribosome. Gene Ontology annotation, biological process: ribosomal large subunit biogenesis; cytoplasmic translation.